GCCCUACGGCCUCAAGCAUACACAUAUCAUACAGGCGCAGGACGCUCUGCUGGCCAGGCUUCCUUCACUUAUUCCAUUUCCUUACUACAGCUUCUCGUUAGACACUUCCAUGCUGCUAUUGCAGGCCAACACCGCUUCGACAAGCCCCUGCGGUGCCUGAAGCUAAUACCUCACUUCCACCACGAUGCCUAGCAAACUGAUGCUCACAUACUUCGGAGUCGAUCUCCUCUUUGUGGGCACAGGUGCUCUCAUCUUAGGCUUCUCACUGAAUUCCGAGUCUGACCGUAGAGACGAGCCCGCAGUCGACAAUGUCGCGCAUAAGAUUCUCCUCGAUCAAUGUCCUCUCACCGCCGGAAUCGUCAACGCAAUCCUCAUCAUCUUCACUUUUCUCGUCACUCUGCCGGCGUUUUUUGUCCCCACCAACCGCUUCUGGCUCAAACUUCACGGCUGGCUCGUUGUCAUCUGCGCCAUCUUCACUCUCGGUCUUGGCCUCGCCAUUUGGUUCGAAACACUGCGCACGCGCUCCAAGCUGUCUACAAUCUGGUCCAAUCAGGCCCCUCUCGUGCAGAGCCUUUUGCAGGAGCGCUUCGACUGCUGUGGCUACACAAACAGCACUGUACCGCCCUUUCUGCAGGAUAACACCUGUCAAAACAGCCUGGUUGCGGCGCAGAAGGGCGGUUGUGUCAGCCCGUUUUCAGCGAAUGCAAACGGUUUCCUGGAUAUCAUUUUUACUGCGCUGUUUGGUAUGGUAGGUCUGGACGUGCUUCUCAUUCUCUGUGUGGCGAUGGUGAAUCGGUGGAGGAUCGAGCAGCAGCGAUACAAGCAUAUCGAUGAGAAGAAUCGCGAUGGUGGUAUGUGAGGCAGUUGAAGUAUUAGCUCUGAAACUCACGAGAGUGGGUGCCGUGAAUGAACGGAGGGCCGGUGCAGACCCCGUGACUUUUGUUAGCGCUGGCAUAGGAAAGACACAUGUGACUUUGAAGAGAGACCUGAUCUAGUGAUGAGCGAGUAUGGAUAGAUUAAAGUACUUCUA
Messenger RNA from Pseudovirgaria hyperparasitica, 1030 nucleotides. RefSeq lists its product as uncharacterized. The record is from RefSeq and is a predicted model, not a curated record. Bases 185 to 859 code for a protein of 224 amino acids. NCBI's taxonomy places the organism in Eukaryota, Fungi, Ascomycota, Dothideomycetes, Acrospermales, Acrospermaceae. The transcript has 2 exons.